AAGAUUUGUUGUUUAGUCAUUUUUAUCACCGGGUUCUCAUUUUCUUGUUUUAUUUAAUUCCUGCACUAUUCUGUUGUUUUUUGCUUUUAUUAGCUACCAAAAGUAUUUGUUAGCAGAUAAAUUUGCAUAAAUAAAAGAAACCAUUCUUGAUUUCACAAGACUCUGGUAUUUGGUUAGCUCAAUUGUCAGCAUUCUUUAUUGAAUUAAGUUAGUGGGGUUGGUUUUUCUCUCUUCUAUUCAAGAAAGAUUGAGUCUUUCUUGGAAAAUUUUACCUUUUUUUUUAGUGGGGUUUAAUUUUUUCCAUUUCUUUAGAAUUCUUGGUAAGGGAUCAUUGAUCAAUAUGAAAUCUUUAGUGUUCUUCAAGUUGUUUAGAGUGCUGAUUUUGUCUCUGUUAUUUGUAUGUGUUUUGAGUAAGGAGUGUACUAACACUUUUACUCAACUGUCAUCACACACUUUUAGAUAUGAUUUAUUGUCCUCAAAUAAUGAAACCUUGAAAAAAGAGAUUUUUAGUCAUUACCAUUUGACUCCUACUGAUGAUUCAGCUUGGUCUAAUUUACUUCCUAGGAAGAUUUUAAGGGAGGAGGAAGAAUUUAAUUGGAUCAUGAUGUAUAGAAAGAUAAAGAAUUCUGGUGAAUUGAAAGAAAUUGAUGGUUUAUUGAAUGAGGUUUCACUCCAUGAUGUGAGAUUAGAGCCUAAUUCAAUGUAUGGAAUUGCUCAACAAACUAAUUUGGAGUAUUUGUUGAUGUUAGAUGUUGAUAGAUUGGUUUGGAGUUUUAGGAAAACAGCUGGUUUUGAGACUGUUGGUGAACCAUAUGGAGGUUGGGAGGCUCCAAAUGGAGAGCUUCGCGGUCAUUUUGUCGGUCAUUACCUUAGUGCCAUGGCACAGAUGUGGGCUAGCACCCACAACGACAGUCUUGAAGAGAAAAUGUCAGCAGUUGUUUCUGCACUAUCUGCUUGCCAAGAAAACAUGGGUACAGGGUACCUUUCUGCCUUUCCAUCUGAGCUAUUUGACCGCUUUGAAGCUAUAGAACCAGUAUGGGCGCCAUAUUAUACGAUUCACAAGAUAUUGGCAGGUCUUUUGGAUCAGUAUACUUUAGCGGGCAAUGCUCAAGCUUUGAGAAUGACUACAUGGAUGGUUGAUUACUUCUACAAUCGGGUGCAAACUGUGAUUUCGAAGUACACCAUUGAAAGGCACUGGGAUUCAUUAAAUGAAGAAACUGGCGGCAUGAAUGACGUUCUUUAUAGGCUGUACAGAGUAACGGGAGACUCAAAGCACUUAUUGUUGGCUCACCUUUUUGACAAACCGUGCUUUUUAGGGCGCUUAGCUGUCAAGGCCGAUGAUAUAUCAGGUUUUCAUGCAAAUACGCACAUCCCAAUUGUAAUUGGAUCUCAACUGCGUUAUGAGAUUACUGGUGAUCCACUUUACAAGGAAAUCGGGAUGGUUUUCAUGGAUAUUGUCAAUUCUUCCCACAGCUAUGCAACUGGAGGGACAUCAGUCAAUGAAUUUUGGUCCGAUCCGAAGCGGUUGGCGAGCACACUAAAUACGGAGAAUGAGGAAUCCUGUACUACCUAUAAUAUGCUGAAGGUUUCGCGCCACCUGUUCAGAUGGACCAAAGAAAUGGCAUAUGCUGAUUAUUACGAGCGAGCAUUAACAAAUGGUGUGCUCAGCAUCCAAAGGGGAAGAGAUCCUGGAGUGAUGAUAUACAUGCUUCCACUUCAUCGUGGUGGUUCUAAGGCUCGGAGCUACCAUGGAUGGGGAUCUCCGUUUAAUGACUUUUGGUGCUGCUAUGGAACAGGAAUUGAAUCAUUCUCCAAGUUGGGAGAUUCUAUAUAUUUUGAAGAGAAAGGGAAUUCUCCAGGCCUUUAUAUUAUCCAGUAUAUAUCUAGCUCACUUGAUUGGAAGUCCGGGCAAGUUCUGGUGAGUCAGAGUGUAGAGCCUGUUGUUUCGUGGGAUAAUCGCCUUCGAGUGACAAUUACAGUCUCCUCAAAGGGGAGUGCAUCAUCUACAUUGAAUCUGAGAAUACCAAGUUGGACAGAUUCAACUAGUGCAAAAGCAUCUCUGAACGGAGAGGAUUUGUCUCUACCCCCACCAGGUAACUUCCUAACGAUAACCCGGAGUUGGGGCUCAGGUGACAUAAUCACCCUCGAGCUGCCCAUGAGUCUUGGGACAGAAGCCAUUAAAGAUGACCGGCCAGAAUAUGCAUCGAUACAAGCAAUUCUUUAUGGUCCAUACCUUCUUGCUGGCCAUUCUAGCGGUGAUUGGGACGUCGAAACAAAGUCAGCCACUCCACUUUCAGAUUUGAUAACUCCAGUUCCAGCUGACUAUAAUUCUCAUUUAAUAUCUCUCACACAAGAAUCUGAUAACGCAACAUUCGCUCUAACAAGCACAAAUCACUCGGUUCAAAUGGAUAUGUACCCUGAAGCCGGAACAGAUUCUGCUCUCAGUGCUACCUUCAGACUCAUCUCAAAUGAUAAAGUAUCUGUCAAGCUUUCCGAACCACAAGAUUUUUUCGGGAAACUAGUCAUGUUAGAGCCCUUUGAUUUUCCCGGAAUGUUCAUAACUCAUAAAGACCAAAGUCUGGCGAUCACUGAGUCCUCAGAUGGCGAUGGUUCUUUGUUCCGUUUGGUUGCUGGAUUGGAUGAGAAGGAUGGGACAGUUUCGUUAGAAUCUGAUGCACAAAAUGGUUGCUACAUCUAUAGUGGUGUGGACUACAAAGACAUUUCAAGUGUCAAACUAAACUGCAAUUCAGAGUCCUUAAGUGAUGAAUUCAAACAGGCAGCAAGUUUUAAGUUGGGAAAUGGGAUUACUCAGUAUCAUCCUAUUAGUUUUGUGGCAAAAGGGGCUAUGAGAAACUUUGUUUUAGCACCAUUACUUAGCUUUAGAGAUGAGUCUUAUACUGUGUAUUUCAACAUUCAAUCAUAGUGGUUGUAAAGGGAGGCUAAGAGUUGGUUCAUAUAACAAUAACACUAACAGCUUGUUUGGAUGGUUGUUAUAUAUUGAAUUGUAUCGUAUUGUUAUUUUAAAUA
Molecule: messenger RNA, 3027 nt
Organism: Nicotiana tabacum (common tobacco)
Lineage: Eukaryota; Viridiplantae; Streptophyta; Magnoliopsida; Solanales; Solanaceae
Biological process (GO): L-arabinose metabolic process
Molecular function (GO): alpha-L-arabinofuranosidase activity
Source: RefSeq, a predicted model, not a curated record